Messenger RNA from Engraulis encrasicolus (European anchovy), 2518 nucleotides. RefSeq names its product alkaline ceramidase 1 (gene acer1). Gene Ontology annotation, biological process: sphingosine biosynthetic process; ceramide catabolic process. NCBI's taxonomy places the organism in Eukaryota, Metazoa, Chordata, Actinopteri, Clupeiformes, Engraulidae. The transcript has 7 exons. The record is from RefSeq and is a predicted model, not a curated record. Gene Ontology annotation, cellular component: endoplasmic reticulum; membrane. Bases 390 to 1196 code for a protein of 268 amino acids.
CUCUGACGGGUUUCCGAACAAUAGACAGGGAGAGAAUGCGACAGUUCCAUCAGCUUCACCUGUGUUCUCUUAGCCCGACCGAUCACACUGGAGUAUGAUGUCAUUGGAUAGACCCGAGUGACAGGACCGGGUAGCCUACAUUUUUACCUGAGUUGGUUUCCACACCGAUGAGCAUCGCAUACAGGUAAGGUAACCGCCUGCAGAAGUGUUGCUUCGCUUCGCACCUCUCUCGGUUUCAUUCAACGUUCGCUAACCUGCACGAGCUGUGCGCCUGGCUGCGCGCUGUCAACCGUUUGGAUAGCAUCCCUUUACCUUUUCCACUGGAACUCCGGCCGCUUCCAGGCUGUGCUCGGGUAUAUUCACGGCGGACUGACUGACAGCGCGGGGAGAUGGCGGCAGGUGUGUUCGCGUACGAGAGCUCGGAUGUGGACUGGUGCGAGGACAACUACCGCCACUCGGAGACCGUGGUGGAGUACUUCAACACAAUGAGUAGUUUUGUCUUCUUUGUGGUGUCCCCCAUCAUGCUGUACCUGCUGCACCCCUAUGCCAAGGAGAGGAACCUGGCCGUGCACCUGGUCUGGCUAAUGAUGAUCUUCGUAGGUCUGUUCUCCAUGUACUUCCACAUGACGUUGAGCUUCAUGGGCCAGAUGUUGGAUGAGCUGUCCAUCCUGUGGGUACUGGCUACCGGCUACUCACUCUGGUUCCCACGGAAACACUUCCCUGCCUUCAUCAAGGACAGGAACUCUUUCUGCAGGAUGGUCCUGGCUGUGACUGUUGUGACCACGCUGUCAUCAUUUGUGAAGCCCACAGCCAACGCGUACGUCCUCAACUGCUUCGCUCUACACAUCCUCUACUCGCUGUGUGUGGAGAUGAAGAGUUGCACUGAGCAGCGGGUGCUGCGUCUGGCCAAGGUCUCGGUAGGGCUCUGGGCCCUGGCCAUCUCCUGCUGGAUCAGCGACCGCUUCGGCUGCAGCUUCUGGCAAAAGCUCAACUUCUGUUACUUGCAUGGCAUCUGGCACAUCCUGAUUGUGGUGGCCACUGCUCACGCCAGCACGCUAAUUGCCUAUUUGGACGCGAGCUUCGAGAUCCCGUACACAGAACCAGACCUGCAGUACUGGCCCAAGGACAACUGGGCACUGGGGCUGCCCUACAUCGUCCUAAAAGGCACCAACACCAAGACCAGGAAGAGCUGCUGAGAACAUUACUACACACACACAGUCACUAUUUCCCAAAGUGAAGCGUAUGAGCCUUGGUAGUGUGCCAGUUUUAUUAGUCAUGCCCAGUGAUUGGAUACUCCGCAGAGAUCACCAAAGAGUAUCCAAUCACUGGGCGUGACUACGAAGGCUGAUACACGCAUACUAGACUAUGGGAAAUGGCCACUCUCUGUGCUUUUGAAGUAUUCUUACAAGCCUCCUCUGAUCAUGAUCAGGCUCAGAGGUAAAAGUCAAAAUAGAAGCAAGUUCAUGGUGUAAUAAGUAUAUCACCAGUCCAUGAUCGACAGUUGUUACAACAGUUAUUCCACUGUAUCUACUGAGGUAGAUAUAGACUAUGUGAAAAAACUCUAAAAACCUGAAGUAACUUCUCUGUGAAGUCACUUGUGUUGGAAGGAAACGGUAGAAUGUCUUUUUUACUUCUACUCUUACUUUUGACACCUCUGUGCAUUGGAGGCAAUCCCCAGGGACCUCAACAUUAGAAAGCAAACUCCGGCACAGUCUUCUCACUCCGUUUUAAUUGUGACAAUUAAAACUUUGCAAGUGAACGGGAGUUUAGCUUUCUACCAUUAUACACUGACAAUAUUAAUGUGGAGACGUUACAUUUUAAUUGCACCUCAGAGACGAUUUUCCAAUUAUUAUGCCCUCAACAAAAAAGGGAGACUUGCAAUGUAUUGGUUAGUGGGGUGCAGCACUGUUGAAAUCCUUGUUCACGACAUGUACUGUACGUAUGCUACUGUAAAUGUACUAUGUUAAUCUAUGCAAAGGUGAGCUGUGAGUUGUGUGAGAAGUGGUGUGUCAUCUUAAGGGUUGCCAAGAUAAUGGAUGAUUGUGUGUGUGUGUGUGUGUGUGUGCGCGCACAAGUGGGUGGGUGUGUUUGUCUGUCUGUGUGGAUAUAGCACACAAUAGAUGGCAACAUCACAGCAUCAUAUUCAGGGGUUUUUUUUACAAAGUAAUUUGCAGUGUUUUCUAUGGAUUUGAUUUUAAAUAUCAUUAACUACCUUGAACGUUUUACUAUUUAUCUAAAUGUGUUUUGUGUGGAAAAUGUAAAUGUUUACAAAUGUCCUUUUUGUUUGAAGAAGUGAAUACUUUUAAAUGUGUCUUUAAGAUGUGUUUUGAGAUAGAUAGAGGUCGUCCUCUUCUGAUACAUGCACUGAGCUGGAUCUUCAUUCCAGAGUACCAUGAUACAUGAUACUGUACAUCAGCGCAAUAAGUGACGACUUUUGACAUGAAAAGUACUGUGUGUGUUAACUUGUAUGCAAGCUGCAGUUAUGAAGUGGAAUUUAAAAUGCUGAAUCUUAAUGAAA